AUGGUCAAAUCAACUGCCCUUCUCUCCGCCUUCUUCUCUCUGCUGGCUUCCACUGCCGCAGUGACGGUGCCUGACACUGACUACGAUGUUAUUGUCGUUGGUGGCGGGCCGGCUGGUCUCAGUGCGCUCAGUGGCGUCUCUCGUGUGCGUCGGACGGCGUUGUUAAUUGACAGUGGUCACUAUCGCAAUGAUCCAACUCGGGAGAUGCACGACGUGAUUGGCAAUGACGGCACUCCUCCGGCCAAAUUCCGAAGCCUUGCGCGUGAGCAGAUCCUGCAGUAUGACACUGCCACUAUUGAAGAUGAUACUGUCGAGACCAUCGAUCCGAUUGGAGGGGGAGACUUUUCUUCCUUCAAUGUGAAGAUAACCAACGGAACAACCUAUACUGCACGUAAGAUUGUUCUCGGUACUGGUGUCUACGACAUCCUCCCCGAUACCCCUGGAUUGAAAGAGGGCUUCGGCAAGGGUAUCUGGUGGUGCCCCUGGUGUGAUGGUUAUGAGCACCGCGACCAGCCCUUCGGCAUGAUUGGUGAUAUCAGCGACAUGCUCUCCAACGUCCUAGAGGUGCACACUCUGUACAGCGACAUGAUUGCCUUUGUCAACGGCACUCAGACCCCCGAAGGCGAAGCUCGUGCCGCAGCCAAGGUCUCUGACUGGAAGGAGCAGCUCGAGGCUUGGGGCACCAAGAUCGACAACCGCACCAUUGCCUCGAUUGAGCGCCUUCAGGACGGCGGCAAGAACCGCAGCGAUACUGAGCACGCCCAGUAUGACAAGUUCCGCGUGCACUUCACUACUGGCGAACCUGUCGAGCGCAAUGCUUUCAUUAUCAACGUUCCCACUGCCCAGUACUCGUCGCUGCCUACCCAAAUGGGCCUGGACAUGGCCGGCGGCAAGAUCAAUGUUACCAGCGGAAUGCGCACCAGUGAAGCUGGUGUCUUUGCUGUUGGUGACGCGAAUAGUGAUGGAAGUACUAAUGUCCCACAUGCUAUGUUCAGUGGCAAGAAGGCCGCUGUUUACCUUCAUGUUGAAAUGUCUCGUGAGGAGUCAAAAUCCAAGGUCUCCAAGCGUGAAGGCCUUUCCCGCCGUGAGCUCGAGAAGGAGGCUGACCGCGCCAUUGGUGACAACCUUGACAAGGUGUGGGAGCGUGUUCUGAGGAUGUAA
Messenger RNA from Penicillium canescens, 1161 nucleotides. RefSeq names its product NAD(P)/FAD-dependent oxidoreductase. The transcript has 3 exons. The record is from RefSeq and is a predicted model, not a curated record. Bases 1 to 1161 code for a protein of 386 amino acids. Gene Ontology annotation, molecular function: oxidoreductase activity. Lineage: Eukaryota; Fungi; Ascomycota; Eurotiomycetes; Eurotiales; Aspergillaceae.